Messenger RNA from Dermochelys coriacea (leatherback sea turtle), 360 nucleotides. RefSeq names its product ribosomal protein L36 (gene RPL36). The transcript has 3 exons. The coding region runs from base 1 to 318 and encodes 105 amino acids. Gene Ontology annotation, biological process: cytoplasmic translation. NCBI's taxonomy places the organism in Eukaryota, Metazoa, Chordata, Testudines, Dermochelyidae. Gene Ontology annotation, cellular component: cytosolic large ribosomal subunit; ribosome. The record is from RefSeq and is a predicted model, not a curated record. Gene Ontology annotation, molecular function: structural constituent of ribosome.
AUGGGUGCCGGGGUCCUCAUAGCAGCCUGGGGGGCAAAUAACAUUUUCCCUCGCCUCUUACAUGCUGCUCACACUGAACUAUUUUCUCUGCAGCGCCUGACCAAACACACUAAGUUUGUACGAGACAUGAUCAGAGAGGUCUGUGGCUUUGCCCCCUAUGAGAAACGUGCUAUGGAAUUGCUGAAAGUUUCCAAGGACAAACGGGCUCUGAAGUUCAUAAAGAAAAGGGUUGGUACUCACAUUCGGGCCAAGCGAAAACGUGAGGAGCUCAGCAAUGUUCUGGCAGCUAUGAGGAAGGCUGCUGCCAAGAAGGAUUAAGCUACAAAAACUCCUGCAACUCAUUAAAGUGUGUUCAAAGAA